Aspergillus tanneri is the source of this 2412-nucleotide messenger RNA. RefSeq names its product SWI/SNF chromatin-remodeling complex subunit SNF5 (gene SNF5). The transcript is spliced from 2 exons. Bases 1 to 2412 code for a protein of 803 amino acids. Gene Ontology annotation, cellular component: nuclear chromosome; nucleus; SWI/SNF complex. Gene Ontology annotation, molecular function: transcription coregulator activity. The record is from RefSeq and is a predicted model, not a curated record. NCBI's taxonomy places the organism in Eukaryota, Fungi, Ascomycota, Eurotiomycetes, Eurotiales, Aspergillaceae. Gene Ontology annotation, biological process: chromatin remodeling; regulation of transcription by RNA polymerase II.
AUGCCAUCCCCUGACGCUCCUCAAAUGGGGCAGCUCCCCGGCGAUGUCCAGACGGACGGCGUUCAGAAUGGCUCCGGUGCACCAGGUACUAGCGGCAGCCACGGCGAUCUCGCUGCGGAGUUUUUGGCAGACCCGGGUACGAAUGGUUCCAAUGCGAUCGCCGAGGGGAAACAGAACGCAAAGGCUGUUCUAGCUGCUUCAGGUGUGCCAUUUACCUCUGCCGAGGCUAGUCAAGACCCAUCUGAUGGUGACCCGCCCUCUGGGUCUCAGUCGAAUAACCCAAAUGGCUUCGCGUCGGGCAAGAAACGGUCGCGUAACGGCUCCAUGGUCAAGUUGUCCUCUCUGACUGAAGGGUUACCCGUACGUGUACGUGAAACGCCGGCGGACAAGCUCCUCCUGGAGCAGUAUGUCAACCGCGAAUUCCAACAUUCCGCUUUGACAGCAUGGCACAACCCGAGCCAAGAGAUCAUGCAGCAGAAGCGCGCCGAACGAGAUUACUUCCUGACGUUACGACGGGAAAAUCAUAUGAACCCGGCUGCCCUAUAUGGGGUUGGAUACGAAGGCUUUGGAAACCCCCGUACAGACCUGCGGGGGCAGCAUCCGCAGCUAUUGUAUCCGUCUAACCGCCGUCGACCGGGAAAUCGACGGACGAGGGAAUUACGGGUUUCACGAAAAGAUCUCAAGACCCAGAACGAGCAAAUUGAAAACUUGGUCCCUAUUCGGUUGGACAUCGACUGGGAUAAGAUCAAAAUUCGGGAUACCUUUACCUGGAACCUCCACGACCGCGUUGUCUCCCCCGACCUGUUUGCGGAAAAACUGGCCGAGGAUUUGGGCCUUCCCCUCGAGUCUUGUGGCCCAUUAAUUCGCAUGAUCUCGCAAAGUAUCCAAGAGCAACUUUGCAACUAUUACCCUCAGAUAUAUAUGGAAGAGGAGCCCCUCGACCCCCAUCUGCCGUACACUGCCUACAAAAACGACGAAAUGCGCGUCCUGGUAAAAUUAAACAUCACCAUCGGCCAGCAUACGUUGAUAGACCAGUUCGAAUGGGAUAUCAAUGAUCCUCUCAACUCUCCCGAAGAAUUCGCCGCGCGUAUGACCGACGAUCUCUCCCUCUCCGGCGAGUUUACGACUGCGAUCGCACACUCAAUCCGUGAACAGGCGCAACUCUUCACCAAAUCACUCUACAUCCUUUCUCAUCCAUUCGAUGGACGCCCCAUCGAUGACCCUGAUCUGAAAACCGCACUCCUACCUUCUCCACUCCUCUCUCCUUUCAGACCUUUCCAGGCGGCCAAGGAGUAUACGCCGUACCUGUAUGAAUUGAACGAAACGGAACUAGAACGCACCGAGGUGUCAAUAUCGAGAGACCAGCGUAGGCAGAAACGGUCGGUCAAUCGGCGUGGUGGGCCGGCGCUGCCGGACCUGAAAGAUCGCCAACGAACUAUCCGGACGAUGAUUGUCUCGUCUGUUAUACCCAAUACCGCUCCAUCGCUUGAUGAAAGCAACGUAUUCAAGCGAUCUGGCUCCAGUCGACACAGGCGCGCUGCUAUCGGGUUGCGUGAAGGUGGAGAUGAUUCGGACGAGUCGGACAGCGAUGAAUCGUCGAUAACGGGCUCUCCAGCGAUCGGUCCUCAUCUGGCCCAAGGCACUGCACGCACAAGGGGCAUGCGAGGAGCCGCUAGCGCCGCUCACGCAGCCCUUCGGGCGAAUAUGGGCCAAUCCGCCACCCCGGAACCUCACCAUGAAGCCAGGGUUUCGUCACGAAGGCGCGACUAUCGAGAAGAGAGCGUCGAGGAGACAGACGCGCUAAUUGUAAAGUUGAAGAUAAAUCGGGAAAAACUCCGUCAAUAUCUUACCCAUGGUCCGCGGCCGAUUUCCGGCGUCUCCGCAUCAACUCCAGGUGCUCAGCUACCGUCUCAGCAAAGCACUCCUGGUGUCCAGACUCCGGUCCAGAGUUCCAUGGCGCCUCCAUCGCAGCCUCAAGUUCAAGCCCGAUUACCAAGUGUCGGUACUCCCACACAACGACCCGCUCCGGCGCAGCAGAUUGGAGCUAUAGAUGCUGUCCAACCCCCUCAGCCGGGUGUCCCUGGGCCUCCGCCUCCAAGUUGGCUUGCAGCGGGACUCGCGAGGUUAAACCGCUCUUACCCCAACGACUCCUUCGAAGGUGUUAUGCGGUACACCGCUGUUGAUACGGAAACGAUGCUCCCGGUAGCAAAUUCGACCUCUCAGCUGGGAAACAAACUGAAGUAUCAAUAUCUCCCUCGCAUCCGAUGCCACGAUUGCCCAGGCAAGUUGUAUACGCCCGGACCGGGCACAACGGUCGAGAAUUUCGAAGUACAUCUCAGGAACCGGCAACAUAAGGAGCGCGUGGAAGAGAGACUGGCCCGGAACGCUACCGCCGGAGGCAAUGCAUCAUAG